Messenger RNA from Leguminivora glycinivorella, 3415 nucleotides. Its product is annotated as ribosome biogenesis protein BMS1 homolog. NCBI's taxonomy places the organism in Eukaryota, Metazoa, Arthropoda, Insecta, Lepidoptera, Tortricidae. The record is from RefSeq and is a predicted model, not a curated record. Gene Ontology annotation, molecular function: U3 snoRNA binding; GTPase activity; GTP binding. Gene Ontology annotation, biological process: maturation of SSU-rRNA from tricistronic rRNA transcript (SSU-rRNA, 5.8S rRNA, LSU-rRNA); ribosome biogenesis; endonucleolytic cleavage of tricistronic rRNA transcript (SSU-rRNA, 5.8S rRNA, LSU-rRNA). Gene Ontology annotation, cellular component: nucleus; 90S preribosome.
AUGGCAGACGACUCGGCGUUUGAUAAGAAGUCCCAUCGGGCGAAACAUGCCGGCCGAAAAGCGGAGAAGAAGAAAAAGAAAAACCAACUCGACCAAUCUAACCUAAGUGCUCGGCAGCGUAAUCCUAAAGCUUUUGCUAUCCAGUCUGCUGUACGAGCUGAGAGGCAGUUCAGGAGGAAGGAGGAUAUCAUUGCGAAGAAGCAGCAUAUUCCUCAGGUAGAUAAGACACCGUUAGAACCUCCUCCGAUCGUCGUAGCAGUCGUUGGUCCCCCGCGCGUAGGAAAGACCACAGUCAUAAACAACCUUAUCAAAAGCUUCAUAAAAACUAACGUCACAAGCAUAAAAGGCCCCGUGACCAUUGUCACAUCAAAAAAACGCCGGAUAACUCUUAUAGAAUGCAACAACGAUGUGAAUUCAAUGAUCGACAUCGCAAAAUGCGCUGAUCUAGUUCUGCUCCUCUGUGACGCCAGUUUCGGCUUCGAGAUGGAAAUAUUCGAGUUCCUAAACAUAUGCCAGGUUCACGGCAUGCCUAAAAUCAUGGGUGUCUUGACUCAUUUGGACAUGAUAAAGAAUGCAAAGACACUAAAAACAACCAAGAAGACCCUAAAGCACAGAUUUUGGACUGAAGUGUACCAAGGCGCCAAACUAUUUUACCUCUCUGGCAUAGUCCAUGGAGAAUACUUAAGGAAUGAGAUAAAGAAUCUGUCCCGCUUUAUAUCUGUGAUGAAGUUCAGGCCGUUGAGUUGGCGCAUGACGCACGCUUAUGUGCUUGGGGACAGGAUGGAGGACAUUACUAACCAGGAGGCGAUCCGGAAGGACCCGAAGGUCAAUAGAGAUGUGGUGCUGUAUGGCUAUGUGAGGGGAGUGCCGUUGAUGAAGGAGUCUGCUGUACACAUUGCUGGAGUUGGAGACAUGAAGAUAAGUGAACUGUCUUACCUGCCUGACCCCUGCCCACUUCCCAAAAGAAAAAAGAGACACCUCAUGGAAAGAGAGAGACAGAUCUACGCCCCCUUCUCAGGUGUAGGCGGCAUUGUUUACGACAAAGAUGCUGUUUACAUUGAGCUCCAAGGCUCCCACCAUCAUAAAAAAGAAGAUGAGGAAGUUACUGAAAAGAAGGAGCUGCUUAAAAAUGUUGUUGAGACUAAAGAAACAGUGGAUGAGCAGAUGCAAGAAUCUGGCUUCCAAUUGUUCAGUGGAGGUGCUGUGAUCUACCCUGAUAUGAUUAAAGAUGAUGAGUAUUUACAACAUAAUAAUAAGAAGGGACAGGAAAGCUCAGAUGAGUCAGAUUCUGAUGAUAAUGACUCCGAUAAUGAUAGUGGUAUUGACCAAGAGAAGGAAAGCAAUAAGGUUCCAUGGAAUAAUGAUUCUGGCUCUGAAAAUGAUGAACCCACUUCUGAAAAAGAUAAUGACGAAAAUGAUGAAGAGAGUGAGGAUGAUGAUGAAUCAGAAAAUGAAGAUUUUGGUGCAAAAUGGAAAGAAAAGCUUAGUGAGAAAGCCACUGAAGCCUAUUUUGAGAGACAGAAAACAUCUAAAAACAUAAUGAAGCUUGUUUAUGGAGAAUUUGAGAUUGGAAAUAAAAACAAGGAAAAAGAAGAAUCAGAUGACAGUGAUGAAGAAGAAAUUGGAGGGUUGUUCAAGAAAGUGACAGCCACACAGAAAAAGAAACAUAAAGAGAAAGAGAGACUGGACACUGAGGAAUGUUCUUUCUUUUACUCUCUAGAUAAACCAACUAUAAAGGAUUGGACCAGUGAAGUCAAUAAACAAGUUUUGAUCAACAGUUUUGUCACAGGAAAGAGAUCGGCUGAUGAAGAUGCUUCAGAACUCCUUGAACUUGAUGAUGCAAGUGAUGGUGAUGAUGAGGAGAUGUUUGGAGACUUUGAGGACUUGGAAACUGGCGAGAAACAUGCUGCAAAGGAGAAUGAAGAAAAGGAGGAAACAGGCACGAAACGGAAAGGAGAAAUGACUAAGGCAGAAAUUUUAGAAAAGAAAAUGAAACUGAAAGCCAAAUUUGACUCUGAAUACGAUAAUCCUGAUGAACAUAGGAUAAAAGGUGAUCAUUCUUACUAUGAGAAUUUGAAAGCAGAGGCUUUGAAGCAGUCUGAAUUGAACAAAUCAGUUUUCGAUAAUUUGGAUGAAGGUUUAAGGAUAGAUGUGGAAGGUUUCAGGCCUGGUUUGUAUGUAAGAAUGUUGUUUAAAGACAUGCCUGCCGAAUUUGUAACGAAUUUCGAAGCCACAUAUCCAAUUCUCAUUGGAUCCUUAAACAUGGCAGAACAGAACAUUGGAUAUGUGUCAUGUAAAGUGAAGAAACACAGAUGGUACAAAAAGAUAUUAAAAACCAAUGAUCCAUUGAUUAUUUCUUUAGGUUGGAGAAGAUUCCAGACACUGCCUAUUUACUCUAAAAUAGAAGAUGAUUUAAAGUGUAGGUACUUGAAGUAUACUCCAGAACAUGUGACAUGUAACAUGCACUUCUACGGGCCGAUAACGCCACAAAACACAGGUUUUCUGGCCUUGCAGACAGUCACUAAUGAUCCUAAUGAUAUGAAGCAAUCAGGCUUCAGAAUAGCAGCUACAGGAAGUGUAAACGAAAUUAACAAAUCAACACAAAUUGUUAAGAAAUUAAAGUUAGUAGGCACACCAACAAAAAUAUACAAGAAAACUGCUUUCAUCAAAGACAUGUUUAACAGCACUCUUGAAGUAGCGAAAUUCGAAGGAGCAAGAAUAAAAACAGUAUCCGGAAUCAGAGGACAGAUCAAAAAGGCGAUCAACAAACCUGAAGGCGGUUUCCGAGCUACAUUUGAAGACAAAAUUAAGAUGAGUGACAUAGUUUUUUGCCGAACAUGGUUUAAAGUAGACGUUACUAGAUUUUACGCUCCAGUUGUGAAUCUACUUCUGCCUUUGGAAACCAAAAACGCGUGGCAAGGCAUGAAGACUAAAGGACAAUUGAAGAGAGAGAGGAAUAUAAAAUCAGAUGCAAAUAAGGAUUCCAUGUAUACAGACAUUCAGAGAGCGCCAGCAGUGUUCAAGCCUCUAGUAAUACCUAAAGCCUUGCAGAAAGGUUUGCCAUACAGAUUCAAGCCUAAAUCAAAGGAGAUCACCUCCACAUUAUCCGGAAAAGCACCUAAGGCCAUAAACAACGAAAGGGUAGCUGUAGUAAAGAGCCCAUAUGAACAGAAGGUAGCAAGCGUCAUGAAGAUGAUAAAGACCAACUUUGAGACAAAGAAAACAGCCGAAAAGAAAGCAACUAAGGAGAGAUUGAAGGCUCACAAACGGGAGAUGAAUGAAAUCGAAUGGCGUAAAAUUAAACGUCAGAAAGAGUUGAAGAAGAAGAUCUGUAGAACGCUAAGUAAGAUGGGAAAUAAAAAGAAACCUCAGAUGUGAGUUGCUGUAGGUAUUAUUAUUAAAUGUUUCACAAUUA